Molecule: messenger RNA, 1753 nt
Organism: Daktulosphaira vitifoliae (grape phylloxera)
Lineage: Eukaryota; Metazoa; Arthropoda; Insecta; Hemiptera; Phylloxeridae
Exons: 2
Coding region: 6-1610 (534 amino acids)
Source: RefSeq, a predicted model, not a curated record
UUAAAAUGAUGAAGCUUAGACUAUACAUAACUCUUUUUCUUUACACAAAAUGUGCAAUUUCCUUAGACCAUUUGGAAUUACAUUGCAAUUUCUCUAAACAUUUGUUUAAAUUUUUCAAGUACAGUGAGAAAUAUUUAUUUAACUUUGAAAAUAACAUUUCUGAACUUGAAUUAAGAAAUUAUGGAACAGCAGUAAAAUCUCAUGGCGACAUUGUUAUGAUUAUGUUAGAUUCAUUACGAGAAAUGGACGAGAAGUAUAUCGCAGCGGAUAUAAUGACAGUAAAUUUAUAUUUGAACAACGUAUCGGGAUCUAUAAAUAUGAUUGGUAAAGACGAACAUGGUAAAUUAAAUAAAUCUAAAAACUCACAAAAUUUACUGAAGGGCUACAAGAUUCUACAUCGUUCAAUAGUAGAAAGAUUGGAAUAUUUUAUAAAUGAUAAGUGUUUAAAAGUAUCAGUUCAAAAUGAUUUCACUUCCCUAACUAAUUUUAAUGAACCAAUAAAAUACAGCUCGGCAGUUUUGCUUAAUGAACUCGAGAAACUUAAUAGUAAAAUAAUUAGAAAUAUGAAAGAAUAUUUGACUCUAAGAGAUAUAUUUGUAAUGGAUAAUAAUAUAAUAUUAAACAAUUAUUGUGACAUAGUAAAAAAUUUAGCAUUAACUUUUGAAAAAAAAUCAUACAAAAAUUUCAAUCCUAAAAAUAUUUUGUUUUAUGAUCUAAUGGAAAAUCAAGUAAAUAAUGUUUUAGACAUUGUUCGAUAUGUUCCGUUAAAACUAAAGAAUAAUAAUAAUCAACAAAUAAAAUUGUCCGAUAUGUUUCAUUUCAUCAAGUUUGACUUUAACUUUCAAAAUGUACAAGUAUUUUUAAAUUUGUUAUACAUAGCAACAGCUCGUCCAAUUAUGUUGAUUGUACGUUUAUAUAUUUUUUUGGUUCAUAAUUUUGUUUUAAUUUUUAAAUCUCAAGUUAGCGAAUCAAAAACCAUUAUGAAAGAUAAAAUCAUUGAACUGGGUCAACAAAUUAUUAAAAGUAUGAAAUCUUUUAUGGAUUUAAACUUAUAUCAAGAUUAUUUUAAAAAUAGCUUGAGCCGUAUGUUUAUUAAGACGUAUAAAGUUAUUUCAUUAUUCAAAGAACGUAAUGAUUUGUUUAUAAAUAGUGACACGCAACAAAUAUCAAAAACUUACUAUUCAUACAUGAGAAAAUUAUUUUUUAAUAAUUUUUUUAACAAUAUUUAUGUCACAGAAUUCAAUAUUAGUAGUUUACAUAAUAUAGCUACUGAGGAAUUAAGUAAUGUUUCAUUUUACAUUUCAGAAUUAAAAAGAUAUCGAUAUUAUUUUGAAAUAGCAAAUGUAUUUGUUUUUAAUUCAUAUGUAAAUUGGCGAGUUACUAUUAAUACUAUAAAACAAAAUAUUCCUUAUGAACUAUUAGGAAAUCAUGAAGACAUAUAUCGUUCAGUUUUUUUUCAUAGUAUUAAUACAAGAGAUAUAAAAAAACAUAGUCAUAGCACAAGUGAUGAAAAUGAUGAGAUGAACAAUGAUGAUGAUAUGGAUUUUGAUGUAACAGCUCAGACAUAUUAUACUCCUAAAUAUCUAGUUGAUUAUUUACUUUAUGAGUAAUUUUUAUAAUUUAUUUUCUUUAAAGGUGAUUUAAGGAUUAAAUCAAUAGUACAUAGUACACAAAAUCAAUAUAAUGUAAUAUGUUUAUUUAAACAAUUGAACAAUAAUAAAUAACAAUUGUAGUUAUCAGUCAAAAAUUUAAU